Molecule: messenger RNA, 1233 nt
Organism: Lodderomyces parapsilosis
Lineage: Eukaryota; Fungi; Ascomycota; Pichiomycetes; Serinales; Debaryomycetaceae
Exons: 1
Coding region: 1-1233 (410 amino acids)
Cellular component (GO): Swr1 complex
Molecular function (GO): nucleosome binding
Source: RefSeq, a predicted model, not a curated record
AUGAGUAAACAAUACUUGGUGAUAGAUAAUGGCGCUUAUAAUAUUAAGGCUGGAUUUAGUUGUGAAAAUGUGUCAAAACCUUUAAAAGUUUCAAAUGCAAUAACGCGAACCAAAGAUGGAGUUAUUCAUAUUGGAAACCAAUUCAGGACCCAUUCAAAAGACUAUACGGGUAUACAAAUAAAGCGACCAUUCGAACAAGGUAAUCUCACAUCUUGGGAAACUGAGAAACCGAUUUGGGAUUACACUUUGGACCAAUUGCUGAAAACGGAACUUGAUCCAUCAAAUGUACAUCUAACCUUGACUGAGACACCAUUCCAAUUGCCACAAUUGUCCUCGAACACAGAUCAAAUCGUAUUUGAGGAGUAUGAGUUUGGUGAAUACUAUCGUUGUAUCCCAGCAUCGCUUGUACCGUUUGGCGUUGACGAAUCAAUUAUCAGUUCAGAUUUCACUCUUGUCAUUGACUCGGGUUUUAAUGCAACGUGGAUAGUUCCAGUCAUCUAUAAAAAGGUACACUGGGAGGGAGUACGAAAGUUUCCAAUUGGAGGUAAUCUACUCAAUGGAUUGUUACGUGAAGUGAUUUCAUUCAGACAUUAUGACAUGUCAGAUGAUCUGAUAUUGAUAAAUACCAUAAAGGAAUCCACCUGUUUUCUUGCUAAAGACUUCAACAACGUGUUGAGAAAUAAGUCUCGGUACGAGUGUGAGUUUGUAUUACCUGAUUUCAAAACAACAACCACCGGUUUCGUAAAGACUAAAGAGACCAAAGUUCCCGCUGAUACACAAUUGUUGACGUUGUACGAUGAGAGAUUUACCAUUCCCGAAUCCUUUUAUCACCCUGAAAUUGUGUUUGACACCAACGUAGCCACUGCAUCGAACUCUAUGAUACAAUCGACUCCGAUUAAAAACUUGACUGAUUUAGUAGUGGCUAGCAUUAUGUCGUGCCCAGAAAUUACGAGACCGCUACUUCUGGCAAACGUAUGCCUUUCAGGGGGAACAACUAACCUACCCAAUUUUAAGACACGGUUAGAAACAGAGUUGAGGAAGGAACUACCUCAAAAGUGGCAUGUGCGUGUGCAUGAUGAUUAUCAAAGAGUUUCAAGAGACGAAAUACCGUGGUUUGGUGGCAUCAAUUUAACAAAGGAUGAUGUUCUCGAUAAGAUUAGCGUAUCCAAAAAAGAGUAUUUCGAGCAUGGAAGUAAUUGGUGUCAAAAGCAGUUUGGGUUCAAAAAUGUAUAG